Messenger RNA from Ctenocephalides felis (cat flea), 2650 nucleotides. RefSeq lists its product as uncharacterized. The record is from RefSeq and is a predicted model, not a curated record. Bases 1 to 2544 code for a protein of 847 amino acids. The transcript is spliced from 15 exons. NCBI's taxonomy places the organism in Eukaryota, Metazoa, Arthropoda, Insecta, Siphonaptera, Pulicidae.
AUGAUUUGUAAAGAAUGGUUGGUGAGGGAAGAUGGUGCGCUGGCGUACCAACUACAAUCUAAAGAAAUUUCUGAACACUAUUCCGGAAACAAGCACCGCAAUGCGCUGGUUCGCGAGGAUUUGCCAAAAGCGCGCGAAGUUCAAAUGCGCGAAAAGGCCGAGGCCGAGCACAGGGCCAGGCUCUACCACGAGAUGAUAAACGAACAGGAGCAGGCUGAUGCCAGAUUGGCGCGCGAAUUGGCAGAAAAAUUAGAAAGGGAUGAAAGGGAGCAGCAGAGACGUGCUGAAGAAAUGGACAAGGAAAUUGCACGAAGGCUGCAGCAGGAGAGAGAAGCGUCUUCGCAAAUCAACAAGACUUCAAUAAAACCUCCGUCGACUGAUUCGAGAAAACAUAGUGGCCAAAGGUUACCAGCACCUGCACCAAGUGGUAGUGGUAGUCAACAAAAUUCUCCUUCUUCGUUUCUGGACCAUAGUCGUCAUUUGGUAACACAUGGGGUUGCCAUACCACCUGAUGCGGUCGACUACUACAACGACUCAGGUAUCCAUUCCAGUCCAACAGGGGCAGGUGGUUAUAUAAGUGGCAGCAUGAGCCCUGCAUCUCCCCCAAUUUUACACGACCCCAACAGCCCCAUGGGCGACGGCCACAGCCCCAUGGCUCAUCUAACACAAGACUACAUCAGAAACAGUCCUUUGCCAAUAAUAAGUCACCGAUCACAAAUGGAAAGAGGAGCAAAUCACAAUUUCGAUAUGAUGCCUUCGACUAGCCAAAAUAAUACAAUGAUCGAUCACGGGGUGAAUUUGAAUCAGUUCCAUCACCAAGCCCCCAGUUAUAGAGGACCGCCGCCGCCACUGCCGACAGAUGUGACCAUUCACCAUUCUGAUGAAGCCAAAUUGAUGUACCAGUUAGGCAUAAUGAUCUGGGGCUGCCUCCUGGUUCUGAUCUGUUCGAGACAUCGAGGUGGUGAUGAUUUGGAUGAACGGUUGUUGCAAGAACGUAAGGAUGCCGAAUUGGCAAGGCAAUUACAAGAAGAAGAAAGUUCUGACCGUAACGUCCAAUUAGAUCGAGACAGAUUAAUUGCAAUAGAAGCCCAGGACCAGGAAUUGGCUCGGCUGCUUCAAGAAAGGGAAAGAUCAAAAGCCAAAAGAGCCAAAGAACGUGCAAAGCAACGAGCGUUGGCCAAAAAGCAGCAAAACAUGACACCACCGACAAGCCUCACCAACCCGGAACAAGUCUCCGAUAAUACAUCAAGGAUGCUUGAAGACUCCUAUUCGAAUCCUGUGGACUUGAUUACUAGUCCACAAAACAAUUCUGUCGAAUACAAUUAUACGAAUCCUUUGGAUUGUCGGCGAACUGGGAAUGAAGGCGAUAGGAACCAAAUUAGGGAUUUGCACAAGCCGGGGACGUCUUGUGGUGGAGGAGAGAUGGAACAAGAUUACAAAUCGAAUAUGCAAUACAACGCUCUAGACUUCUCAAGACAGCCUCAAUCAACAAUGCAAGGUACAGGUAAACCAAAAAUGGAACUGCCUAAAGAAGACGCUCCAAAUAUUCCAACAGAAUCUCAAAACAGAUAUCCUGCAAAAAGUUUUGUCAAAAACGGCGUCAUGGUUUCCGACACAUACAGUGAUCCUCUACAACUAAGAGACGACGUCAACUACUCCUAUCCAGUGGAUUCUUUGAGGAAUACAAACCAGGGUCUUUCAUCAAAAGAAACGGAGUAUGAUUAUGAGAAACCCAUAAAUCAUUUAACGCAAAGUUUUCAUGAAGAUAGUCUGGGCAUGUCGUCCAGGCCGAGACAUUUGGAUUUAGGUGCUGCACCGAGUAAAAUUAAUAAGCCUAGGUAUCCUGAUCCUGAUGAUUUAGCGAAUUCUGAAAGAUCGAAAGCCAAAAGAGCCAAAGAACGUGCAAAGCAACGAGCCUUGGCCAAAAAGCAGCAAAACAUGACCCACCGACAAACAUCACCAACCCGGAACAAGUCUCCGAUAAUACAUCAAGGAUGCUUGAAGACUCCUAUUCGAAUCCUUGAUCCUCUACAACUAAGAGACGACGUCAACUACUCCUAUCCAGUGGAUUCGUUGAGGAAUACAAACCAGGGUCUUUCUUCAAAAGAAACGGAGUAUGAUUAUGAGAAGCCCAUAAAUCAUUUAACGCAAAGUUUUCAUGAAGAUAGUCUGGGCAUGUCGUCCAGGCCGAGACAUUUGGAUUUAGGUGCUGCACCGAGUAAAAUUAAUAAGCCUAGGUAUCCUGAUCCUGAUGAUUUAGCGAAUUCUGCAGGCGGAAGCGGCGGUGGCGGCAAUAUAGCUGCAGCCAUAGACCCUACAUACAACCCAAACAACAGUCUAAAUUCACACAGCAGUCGAGAAUCAGCCAGUCACCUGUUUGGUGGACACAGAAGCUCCCCUUCGAAGAUUGCAAACGGAGAGCCUUCAGACUAUUGUGAGGACAGUUCUCCAGCGCCCCCUUAUAUGCCCAUACAAGGCCAACGCAGAACUUCAUCGUUGGAGAAAAAGAAGAAGAAGACUAAGGACGGCUGUAAGCAACAGUAAUUUAAUAAUAUAUUAGUAAUUUAAAAUGAUAAAUGAAUUGAUUGAUAGUCCAGUGACGUGUUCUCGAAUUAAAUAGACAAUCAUAUUUUUUAUAUUGAAUAUACAU